AUGACUCUCACAGGACACUGCCUCUGCAAGGCCGUCACCUACAAGGCGGACGUGUCCGAACCCCUCAUUACAGCCUACGACCACUGUGAUGACUGCCAGCGCCAAUCAGGCUCUACCUACUCCCUCGUCACCGUCGUCCCCAAGGAAAAACUCACAAUCAGCGGCCCCAUCAAGAAGUGGGAGGGUAAGGGAAGCUCCGGUCACUCAGUCUGGCGCCUCUUCUGCUCUGAGUGCGGAUCCCCCAUCGCCCAUGACCCUGAUGCUGCACCCGAGAUCAUCGCCCUCAAGGCUGGUACCUUGGACUCGGACAUCAAGAAGAAGCUCAACCCUGACACCGAAAUCUGGACCGUCAGCAAGCUCCCUUUCUGCAAGGAGAACCUGUCUAAGCCCUUCAAGUACAUGCCCGAAUAA
Geosmithia morbida is the source of this 411-nucleotide messenger RNA. Its product is annotated as Glutathione-dependent formaldehyde-activating enzyme. The transcript has 3 exons. The coding region runs from base 1 to 411 and encodes 136 amino acids. The record is from RefSeq and is a predicted model, not a curated record. Lineage: Eukaryota; Fungi; Ascomycota; Sordariomycetes; Hypocreales; Bionectriaceae. Gene Ontology annotation, molecular function: carbon-sulfur lyase activity.